CCUCUUCCUUAUUUGCAUCUUCUUCGCACUUCUCUCUGAGACGCGGAGAGAAGCCUUUCCUCUGUAUUCUUUUAAGGCUUAUAGACAGUAGGGAGAGUAGAAAAUCUGAUGGGGAAGAGGAAAGAGCGUCGCUUCGCCGCUAAUAAUUCGAGUCGUCGUGUCAAGCUUGAUCUCUUCGCGGAACCCUCUGAACUCGAUCUCGGUUAUGUAUUGAAGAAAUCUGAAGCUAUUUGAUGAAGAUUAGGGAUUGUGAUUAUCUGUUGAUAGAUUCUUAUAGGAGUUUUCCAGAUAUAAUAAUAGUAUUGUAGUUAUAUCUCUAUUUCUUUGAUAUCUUUUUGUGCAGGAGAUUUGGGUGGCUCAGAUGUGCGUUGUGAUGGAGAUGAGAAGGAACAAACAGAGCCUAAUGAGUUACCUAAGUCACCUUCUUCUUCAGGUGGGUUCCAUCAGCUAUCUUCAGUUCAGCUAAUGUAGCAACGCCCUUAGACACAUGUUAUGUUGUUUGCCCCCCAAAAAUUUGUUGCUCUCAGAGUAGAGAGUGGCUGUGGUGUUGGAGACAUCGUAUGACAUUCAGUUCAGGCCAAGCCACAGUGAUAUUAUGAAUUAGUUGCUCUAUUGUUUGCAGCUUCAAGCUUACUAGCUUAGUGGGGGGCUUUCUUCUGGAAGUAGCUCAUAGCGGUUCGUAUGUCUCUGGCUGUUUUGGCUUGCAACGUUUUAACUGACGGCUUUGUCAUUUGUUGUGACAGGUCGCUGAUAAAUCCUUCCCCGACGCUAUUCUUCAUCCUUUUAUAACUUACUUAUGCAACCUAAAAAUGUCACAUAGCUAUUCUUUUUCGUAUCAGUUUAUAUAACUGAAGGCUAGUUAUGUAUGUAGUUGAGAUUCCAAAGUUUGACGCUUUAGUCUUUUUGUUUUCAGGUCAGAAAACAGAGAACCCUUUGCUUUUACUUGGACAAUAUAGUGAUGAGGAGGAGGUGGAAGAUGAGAAAGAGGAUAAGGCAGAUGAUGCCACUGCCGAAAGUUCUUUAGCCAAUAAAAAUGAGAAGGUUAAAGCACACAAAGAUACAAAUGUCAAAUCUGGUGCAGACACGACUAUCAAGAUGGUUGACCAACAACAAACAGCGGAGGAUUCUUCUGCUUCUUUUUUUAAGGCUGAAGGGGGGAGUGGUUAUGUCACAGCAAGUUACUCCACAGCCUCGGGUGGACUAAACAAGCAGACGGGUCCCUCAGUUCAAGCAACUGGCACCGUGUCUUUGGAGUAUCAUGCUCCCAUGGAUGUUACUUCGCAGUGGAAGAUGAUUUUGCAUGAGGAGAGCAAUCAGUAUUACUACUGGAACACACUAACUGGAGAAACUUUGUGGGAAGUUCCUGCUGUAUUGACUCAAACUGCUACGGCAUAUGGGACUGGAUACAAUGAGUCUGGGCAUGUUGUUACAGAUGCGUACACCUUGAGUUCUGGUGUUGAACCAAGCUAUUUGCAACAACCCGUGGAAAAUGUAUACACAGGAACUGAUUGUUCGACCUCUCUAACAGCUGAGCUGGGUGGGAGUAACAAAAGUGGAGAUCAUUAUGCCAAAAGCUUAGGAACUGAUGGUCAUCAAGUUGAAAGUCAGAUAGACUCUGCUGUUAAUUACCAACCAUGUCAGGAGAAGCUUGCAGGGCCAGGAAAUUCAGAUCAUAUGCAGGCUAGUGUUGAUCAAGGAGCGGCUACUGACCUCCCUUCUCGCCUGUUGAGCCAAAGCGAAGGCUUACUGGAGAAGCUGAGGUCUCUGCAGAAGUCUCAUGGAAACUUUCACAGCAAUGAGCAGAUAUCAAAGUACAUACUGGAGCUUGAAGUCAGACAUUCUGAUGUAAAGGCACUGUUAUAUGAUACCUCACCUUUACUUUCCUUUUGGCUCCACACUGAGAAAGAACUCAAGCGUCUGGAAGACGGCGUUAACGAUGAGAUUUACGAGCUUGCAAAAUCUGCAGUAAUGGAUGGAAUUGCAGAAACUAACAAUAGCUCUCCCAAAGAAAAGUUGGUCACAGAUGAUAAUACAGCAAGUGAAACUCAUGACAGUGGGAGAGAAGGAGAGUUAGUUCAAUCGGGAAAAACUCUUCAUUCAGAUGAAUCAGUGGAUGGUGAUGGAUCUCCCACCCACUCCCAAAGCCAUCCAGCUGAGAAGUCUGAUAAUGUUACUCCUUUAGAUGAGAUUCAGAAGGUAGGCUCCUCAGUUGUGGAAGAUGUUGAUAUGGAUGUGGAUAUGGAGGUUGAAGAACCAGUUUCAUCGUCUCCUGUUCAAGUGAUAGAUGCUUCCGAUGGUAAUCAAACAGAGCCAUCCAACCUUCACGCAGAUGUUCCACCACCUCCGGGAGAAGAAUGGGUUCCACCACCGCCUUCUGAGGUUGAAGAUGUUCCACCACCACCGCCUGAUAGUUUUAGUGAACCAGCUCCUCCACCUCCUCUUGAAAACGAUCAUGCCCUUCCACCAUUGUCCAGUGACUCUGUGGGAGUUACCUACACCGUACCUCAAUCUUAUAUUCAGCAACCUGCUGAUUAUGCUGCUCAAUACAACUUAACCUAUCCAGAGUCCAGUUAUCAAUAUAUUGCCAAUGCUGCUGCUCCUAACACUCAGUUCUAUGGCCAAGUCGACGGAUCUCAAGUCUCUCUGCCCCAGUCGGCAUAUUACUAUGAAACUGUUCCUGGUACAAGUGAAGUUGCUCCUGUUGAAGCUUAUUACAAUCUCAAUGGCGUAGCUCCGCUCUUUCCAGUCUCUGCGGAGGCAUCACUGAAUCACGGUGGAGCUGGUUCUGCUAACUACAACAUCCCAAGCGAUUCUUCUAAAGCUGUAGAGCCUAACUCCAAAUCCAAUGAUUCUGGGGAAGCAGCAUCUUUGAGCUCUGCUGCACAAUCCACAGAUGGUACAGGUGGAGCGCCUCUAUUAGCAAAGGGUCAAUCUAAAGUGAAACGGGCUAAAAAGCGGACAGUUGCUGCUACUACAUCCACAUUGAGGUCUAAUAAAAAGGUUUCGAGUUUGGUGGACAAGUGGAAAGCUGCGAAAGAAGAGCUAAACGAUAGUGAAGAAGAGGAGGAAGAAGAUGAUUACGGGGUCCUAGAUAGAAAAAGACGACGAGAAAUCGAAGAAUGGAAAUCCAGACAGAUAGCGAGUGGAGAGGCUAAAGACAAUGCUAACUUCCAACCCCUCGGUGGUGACUGGCGUGAGAAAGUAAAAAGGAGGAAAGAAAGAGCGGGACGUGAAGCCGAUGAGCCUAAGAAGAAAGACGACAAGGUACAAAAACCUGAUCUGACAAAACUCUCAGCACAUCUCCCUUCAGGGUGGCAGGCGUAUUGGGACGAGUCUACCAAGAAAACUUACUAUGGGAAUACGAUAACAUCUGAAACCUCUUGGACACGACCCACCAACUGAAAUCUGUUAUCUGUUUUUCUUCACCCAAAGUUUUGUACUGUUACUUAUAUUUCUAGAAUACAUUUGUAAUUCUAGAUUUUCUCAUCAUUAUAGUGUAAAUCUAUUACAGAGCUCAGCGUGUUACAUGUCUCAUUUGUUGGAGACAAAAUCUUAGGCGAGAUCACAUUUUAACA
Brassica napus (rape) is the source of this 3575-nucleotide messenger RNA. RefSeq names its product formin-binding protein 4. Bases 862 to 3402 code for a protein of 846 amino acids. Lineage: Eukaryota; Viridiplantae; Streptophyta; Magnoliopsida; Brassicales; Brassicaceae. The record is from RefSeq and is a predicted model, not a curated record. Gene Ontology annotation, molecular function: protein binding. The transcript is spliced from 8 exons.